This is a messenger RNA of Engraulis encrasicolus (European anchovy), 2753 nucleotides long. It is a transcript of the gene matn1, whose product is annotated as matrilin 1. The record is from RefSeq and is a predicted model, not a curated record. Gene Ontology annotation, molecular function: calcium ion binding. Lineage: Eukaryota; Metazoa; Chordata; Actinopteri; Clupeiformes; Engraulidae. The transcript has 10 exons. The coding region runs from base 117 to 1604 and encodes 495 amino acids.
GCCCCAGUCAGUCUGCAUCUGUACCUGGGAGUCAGUAGUAGUAGCAGUAGUCUCCAAGCCUUAGCUCGCCACUCGUCCGUCCUCUCCUCCAUCCAUCCUUCCAUCCUCCUGUCGCCAUGGCUCUGGGAUGGUUGCCGGUCGUCAGCUUGCUGCUCCUGGGCAUGAGAGCGGCCCAUGGUACCACUACCGCCAUCGACAUACAGAACGCCGCCGCCAUGGCGGCGGGUCUGUGCAACACCAAGCCUACAGACCUGGUCUUCAUCAUCGACAGCUCCCGUAGUGUGCGGCCCUCUGAGUUCGAGCAGGUCAAGGUGUUCCUGGCUAAGGUGAUCGAGGGUCUGGACGUGGGUCCCGACACCACUCGCGUGGGCGUCAUCAACUACGCCAGUCGUGUGAAGAACGAGAUCUCACUGAAGGCGCACAAGGCCAAGGCCGGCCUGACCAAGGCGGUGGGCAAGAUCGAGCCCCUCUCCACGGGCACCAUGACCGGACUGGCCAUCCAGUUCGCCCUCAACGUGGCCUUCAGCGAGGCCGAGGGGGCACGUGUCAAGAGCAAGGACGUCAGCAAGGUGGCCAUCAUUGUGACCGACGGGCGUCCCCAGGACAACGUGCGCGAGGUGGCGGCCAAGGCUCGCGAGGCGGGCAUCGAGAUCUUCGCCAUCGGCGUGGGCCGCGUGGACAUGAACACGCUCAAGAUGAUGGCCAGCGAGCCCCUGGAGGAGCACACCGACUAUGUGGAGAGCUACAGCCUCAUCGAGAAGCUGACCAAGAAGUUCCAGGAGGCCUUCUGCGUCUCAGACCUGUGUGCGACUGGUGAUCAUGACUGCGCGCAGGUGUGCAUCAGUGUACCUGGAUCAUUUAAGUGCGCCUGCAACGAGGGCCACACACUCUUGGAGGAUGGCAAAUCUUGCAGCGCCUGUAGCAAUGCCGCCACCGACGUGGUGUUCCUGAUCGACGGCUCCAAGAGCGUGCGGCCGGAGAACUUCGAGCUGGUGAAGAAGUGGAUCAACCAGAUCGUGGACAAGCUGGACGUGGGCGAGAGCAAGGCGCACGUGGGCCUGGUGCAGUACUCCAGCACGGUGCGGCAGGAGUUCCCCCUGGGCCGCUACAACAACAAGAAGGACCUGAAGGAGGCCGUCAAGAAGAUGGACUACAUGGAGAGGGGAACCAUGACCGGACAGGCCCUGCGCUUCCUGCUUGACAACAGCUUCGCUCCAUCCCAGGGCGCUCGUCCCGGCGUGGCCAAGGUCGGCAUUGUCUUCACUGACGGACGCUCCCAGGACUACAUUGGAGAGGCCGCACGCAAGGCUAAGGAACUGGGCUUCAAGAUGUAUGCCGUGGGUGUGGGCAACGCGGUGGAGGAUGAGUUGAGGGAGAUUGCUUCAGAGCCCAUCGCUGACCACUACUUCUACACCGCUGACUUCAAAGCCAUGGCUUCAAUAGCCAAGAAGCUGACAAUCAACGUCUGCCAGGAAGAGGAUCCCUGCGAAUGUGACUCCAUCGUUAAGUUCCAGAAAAAAGUAGAAGAUGCUUUACAGGCAUUAACGAAAAAAUUGGAGAGUGUUACUAAGAGGAUCGCAGCACUGGAGAACAAGAUCGUCUGAGGAGACUCCCCAACCCCCCUCCACUUUCACCCCUUCCACGCUCCUGUAAACACCCCCAGUACAGGAACCCCAAAGAACUGACCCCAUUCACACACUACACUACACACACUACACAAACACACAGACACACACACACACACACACGCACACACCAAAUACACUCCCACACACUCCCACACACACCCCCAACACACACAGUCACACACAUUCACACACAUAAUGCUUUUUUAAACGAAAAAUCCAUGUAACCCCCAACCAGUCCAAAUCACACGUCUCCGUGGAGACAGAGCACUGAUGGCCGUAGGGACCCCUAACAGACGCCGGGUCGUUGUGUGUGUGUGUGUGUGUGUUUGCGUGAGUGUGUGUAUGUGUGUUUGCAUGCACACACAUGUACAUAGUAUAAUGUAAUACACUGAAGUGCCUUCUCUUGCCAGCCAUGACACACAUCCUAAACACACACACACACACACACACACACACACACACACACACACACACACACACACACACACACACACACACACACACACACACACACACACACACACACACACUUAAUAUAUGUACGGGCUCCAGCUUGUGUGGACACAGGCUAUAAGAUAGCCCAGGUGCUAUUGUAUUGUGAAGUUGUACUGUAUCUCUCAGAGGGAACAUGGGGGUCCCAUGGUGGUGUAGCGAUAUCCCAACUCGGACAGCAGACGCCAUUGAAACAACAUGGAAUCAACGUUAAUUGGAUGAUUGUAAUGGAAAACCAAAGUUGUUUCAAUUGCAUCUUGCCAUCUGGGAAGCCAGAUAGCAGGCGCCAUUGAAACGAUGUGAAAUCAACGUUACUUGGAUGAUUCUGAUGAAAGAAAAAAAUCAAUGUUGUUUCAGUGUCAUCUGGCCAUCCGGGAAGUUUUCUCCUCCUCCUCACCCUCUACUCACCCUCACCCUUGACCCUGACCUUUGACCUUUUGCAUUUUAACCCUUGACCCCUCCCCCACACUCCAACCCCCUGCCCCACCACCUCCAUCUCACCUGUCCAACUUCAUUCUUACAUUCAUUCAUUCAAUCAUUCCACUGCCAAAAGCUGAGUGUUAUAUUAUAUUUUAUAUGAAAUCUAUAUAUAUAAAGGUAAUUUAAGACUAAAUAAAAAGAAACUUGUGUGGG